Paramuricea clavata is the source of this 3043-nucleotide messenger RNA. The record is from the annotation of a GenBank genome assembly. NCBI's taxonomy places the organism in Eukaryota, Metazoa, Cnidaria, Anthozoa, Malacalcyonacea, Plexauridae.
AGCUUCGUCAAGAAGGCCGGGUAGCUAACGUUGCAGAUGUUGUAAGCCGAGGUCAGAAAGUCAAAGUGAAAGUUUUGUCUAUGACUGGCACGAAAAUUAGCCUGAGUAUGAAGGUAUGUAUAUUUAUAUUUUUGCUUUUAACAUAAAAGUAAACUUAGUAGUAGGUGAAACUGGACACAAAUUAUGUCUCAUUCACGACCUUCCUAAACAAAGGAAUGACCUACAGGGGGCGGCUUAAGGAAAGGCAAGCCACCGGAUGGCAAUUUUUCUAGCUUUCUAAAAAAUUAAUUAUCUCUUGAUUGAUAUAACUCAGAUUAAAAUUUAGAUUUAUGAGUUAAUGUUUUUUUACACUUCUUUUGACGUUUAUAACCGUAGUUUUGCAGCUUUUCAAUAAUUUUUACAAAGGUUGAAAAAAUCCCUAUCCGGCUGGCCAGCGUACAACUGGCCCCCUUGAGUCGGUUGUUCGAAAGACGACCAGCUUAACCCUAGGUUAACCUAAAGUUCAGAGCUAACUUCCUGACAGCUUGUCUUUAAAUUUGGAAAUGUUUCUUCAGAUAUCUUGUCCGGAUCAGUAGGAGCUCACUUCUCUGAAGCCUUUAAAUAAACAAACGUGCAGAAAUACACAAACCAAAACAGCGGAUUAAACUUUAACCGAGAGUUAGCGCUAACCAACCUUUGAACAACUGUCCCCGGGUGUGCAAUUACUUGAAUACUUGUUAACAUUUUACAGGACGUAGAUCAAGGCACGGGAGAAGAUUUAAAUCCAACAAGAAUGCGACAUAACAUGCAGGGCGAGUCGUCAGCAAUGACGAGAAACCCAGACAGGUAAAUAUUAAUUCGUUGGCUCUCGUGGUUAGCCAUUACACGUAUAUAACUUUUGCUGAUUGGAUGUGAUCUCCUAAUAUUCACUGUGAAUUCAGUGUUGCAUGGAGUUAUUUUUAUUAGCUCUUCAGGAUGUAUCAGACGUAGAAUAGUCGCAUUGAUGUGUCUGGUUCUUCCUAUUCUUCCGCUCGUAUUUUGGUUAUAAACAUGAAUACCAGGGUGUCCCAAACGAUGAGUGGUUUGGACGGCAAUGGCGUUAAGAAUUGCCGUAGAACGUAAAAGCUGUCUGUACGGCAAUUUUGGCAGUUUCCACGGCAUUUUUUCAAAUUAAUAAAGAUUUAAGUUUAUUGUUACUUUGAAUUGUUGACAAGCUAGAAACAUGUUUACGUAUUACUCUAAGUGGGUUUUUUUUCGAAGAAAACUGAAACUAAAAUAGUAAUUUACGCAUGAUUUGAUCAACAUCUGAAUUCAUGUAUCAAAAUAGUAAUACACAGUGAAUAGUAUAAAUAUUACACUAUACGGCAAAAAAUUGCCGUCGUUGCCGCUAUAAUCCACGGCAUUUUGUUCUCGCUCUACGGUAAUUGCCGCGAUAAAAUUCAAGCCCUGGGUCUAGUGUAGUUAACAUUCUACAGCACUUUUAAAUUGCGUGGUUCACCCAGGUCUGAACUACCUGAAACAGACAUGGGUACUAAUCACGUGACGAGUCAGUCAACGCUCUACCGAAAGUCGUGGGUUUUCUCCGGGUACUACGGUUUCCUCCCAAAGGGAAUGUUGACAGCGUGGGUUGGGAUUAGCCCCAUAACUGACCCUUCCAUCAUAGCUGUACUCCGUGAUCAGACAUGAUUCGUAAGGUCGCUGCCAUAGGCGCCCUUAUAUAGUACAGUACGCCUUGGACUGUAUCAGGUUGAGCUGCGUCCUUCGUAAUUCAGCUUAGCUCUCAGCUGCAAGUAAGGAUGAUUAGCACACCCCACACCGCACUUACUUUUUUCCUCACCUUCGCUUUUGGAAGGAUCACAUUCUUUCCAUAUCCAGUAGCAGUCCGAAGAAAAAAAAAUGAUAAUCACUGAUCAAGAAUAGUAAAAACUCAGGUUUUAAAUACUAGUUGCGAGGCUGAACUGUAAUUGUUUAAUCAUGCUAUUGCCAUUUUGUGCAUUUUCGGGGUGGUUUUGCACAGAGAAAACAAAAACAAGGAGCAGCUGCGAAAAAUGCAACUAAAGGCAGGAAUGAAACCUGCAAGCCUGAUAUUUACCAUGCAUGCAUUAUAAUGACAUCGCCCACUGUAUGUAUGUAUACAAGAAAUUUCUAUCUAAUUAUGUACACUCCUGGACACAAACUACGGACGCUAAGACUAUGAGAGUAAGGAUAAUUUCUCAGGAUUAUUUUAUCAUAAUGUUGUUAAUAAAUCCUGUUCAUUACUAGACCUUCAGUUGCAUCCGUUCCUGUUUACGACGACGACUCCGCGAGAGAUAAACGAAAAGUACAACGCGUCACAUCUCCUGAGAAAUGGGAGAUCAAGCAGGUUGGUCAGCUUUUCUAUUACAGUGUUAGAUAUUAUUCAGUGGUAUAACGCAACGCUCGCUUAUUUGCCAAGGAGGGAAGUUAAAACUCCCUAUGCUCAUUGUGAAGAAGACUUGUUAGUAUAUUGUAUAAAUAUAAUGAUAUGUAAGUUAAAGCAAUCCCUGUUACGGCUCAUUUGUUUCUAUUACUUCCCUGUGCCGCAUGAAGGUCAGUAAGCAUUUGAAAGAGCAUUACAAAAUUAGUAAUAUUCCAAAGUUUCGUUUUAAAAUGUUGUAAAAUGCGGAUAAUAUAGCCUUGCGAAGUUUGCAAUUUUCAGUCAUUUUAGAUUACAAACGGGAAAUGGUUAUCACUUCCGUGCGUAAUGUUGUAAAAUGCGGAUAAUAUAGCCUUGCGAAAUUUGUAGUAUUCUGGGCUAGUAUUCCAAAGGUCGUAGGUUCGAAUCCCACCGUGGUCAGGCAUAUUUUUAAGCCUACCCGGUGUGGGUAUACACUCAGAGUAACAUCACACAAGCAUGUUCUGCAGUUAUAUGGAAAUUAUAAAAUAUGUGUUUUCUUGAUGCAGAUUUUCAUUCCAGAAUAUGCACUACUUUUUUAUCAUGUUUUAUCCUCAUUUAGCUUAUAUCAGCUGGAGUUCUGGAUAAGGCCGACUAUCCUGACUUUGAUGAAGAAACUGGAGUAUUACCUCAAGAAGGCGAAGAUUCGGG